AUGGCUUCUCUACCACAGCGCAGCUCAAACCCUCCAUCUGCCCCGAGCAGUCCAGUCUAUCGUGCCAACAGUGUAGAAUACGGUGAUGCUGCUCUCCCAGCUGGUACGAACGCGAGCGCGUCGCCAUCGCCUAUCGAUCUCCAUGCGUCUGCUCCUUCUCAGACACUCGCUAGUCCCCAGCCAUCUCCUGGAGGACAAAUCCCAGCGGACUCCAGUACCGCCGACAUCGCCCAGGGCCAAGCACCACCAUCUUCCUCGGAGCCUCCGUUACUGAUUCUGCCAGUGCCAUCUUCAGCAGUUUCUGGCAAUACCAAUGGGGUUGCAAGCAUCAAUUAUCCCGCAGGCUCCAUUGGAAGCGUAGCCAGCACGUCGCAAGCAAGCCAAGCCAACGUACCCAAUGGCCAGGCCCCAAAGACUCGACGAGGCUUCUUCGGCCUGACAUAUGCCUGGCUUUACGAGCUUAUCGCAUGCUCCAUCUCAGUCCUCAUGGUCGUGAUCGAGAUUGUACUUCUUGCAGUGUACGAUAACAAAAGCUCGGACAACUGGAAUCAUACUUGGUCAAUCAAUUCUGUAUUUGCGUUCCUGACUACGCUAUUGGAGGCGGCGAUAGCUUUUGCUGUGGCUUCAUGCCUUGGGCAGCUGCGCUGGCUGUGGUUCCAGAAAGGCAACCAAGAGCUGAGAUGGAUGGACAAAUUGACCAACGCGAGGCAACCGUCUGGUGCACUUACCUUUGUCGUUAGUAAAGGGGCUUGGCGCCACUGGGCAGCACUGGGUGCCCUGCUGAUUGUAGCUCUGCUUGGAACCAGCGUUUUCACCCAGGAAGUGAUUGUCAGCAAACUUGGAACCCACACCCAUGAUCCUUCCGAAAGGAUGUGCAGGGUACCAAUCUCGAACAACUAUCUAGGCAAGUGGCAGACAGGUGGCCGCCCAGGUGCAGAGUUGCCUUUCACCGAGAUGAUAACUGCAGUGUACAGUGGCUUUGGCUAUCCAGCCUCCGUCAACGAUGCUGAUACAGUUGUGAACCUGGUCAACUGCACGUCCGGAAAUUGUGACUUCCAAACAUACUCAUCUUUGGCCGUCUGCUAUCAGUGUGCUGACAUCUCGGACACAAUAAUCACACCAUGCGACGUGGAUGGCGACGACGAAUGCGAUACCAACAGCGAAGUCUUGUUGACCUUGCCAGAUGGAAGUCUGACAUUGAAUUCAGUAUUUGGUAUCGUCAAUACGACCUCUGACACUCAGUAUCCUGAUGCUAGCGUCAUGUCGGGCAUAGGACCAUUGAUAGCACACUGGAAAGCAAUGGGCUCGACCGACUGGCCGGAAGCUCCACCAUACGCCAAGGAGUGCGCGAUGUACUGGUGCGUCAAUACCUAUUACGGCCAGGUGAUCGACAAUACCUUCUACGAGACACCAGCCAACGAUACCGGCACUGAUGGAAACACCGUACAAACACCGACUUGGACGAACACGAGCGCAGAGGCAGCUACAAUUUACGGCAGCAAUACCAGUAUUUACCUCAACCCACCCGACUGCCAAUAUGAGGGUGCUCAUAUCGUGCCCAAUGCGACAUGCUGCGAGUUUGAGGUGGACGCUGCCUCCCAACGCGCGUUGCAGAACUAUCUAGUCGGGACGGACGGCGUGACUGGGUUUCUUACGGGCGACGUGGCGGCGAUAGGGACCAGUGGGAAUACCACUGACACGUUCAACGCCACCGGACUCGCAUAUACGACAUAUGCGGCGAACGUGCUAGUUUUCGAAUGUACUUCAUCGCUUACCGAGGACAACUGCACGCAAGACUUUUACGAUACCUUCGAGUACUCCAUCUCGAAUCUGUCAUCUUAUAUGACCAAUGAGUUACGCAAGAUGAACGAUACCGGCCCAGGCUACGCUUGGGGCUGGUGUAGCGAUUACGAGCAGCAUUUCCAUGUCAGAUGGGGUUGGCUAGCGUAUCCCAUCGCCAUGGUCCUGAUCAGCCUCAUGUUCGUCUUCGUCACCAUCUUUAAAUCUCGCGGUCACGAGCCCUGGAAGAACUCGGUCACGGCGCUCAUGUUUCACGGCUUUCACGACCUGGACUACCAACAGAUCAGGCUGGACGAUCCGCACGAGAUGGUGCAGGCCACGAGGAAGUGGAGUGUCACGCUUCAGGAUGUCGAUGGGACGAAGAGGUUCGUCAAGACUACUGUCGUGCCGGUCAAGGAGGAAGAGAUGCCGGACGUUAGGGAGGCUUUGGCUAAAGGGGCACUGCACGGAGGUCAGGCUGUGAUACAAGCUUAUGGCCAGGCGUCGGGAGGCUAG
Recurvomyces mirabilis is the source of this 2295-nucleotide messenger RNA. RefSeq lists its product as uncharacterized. The transcript has 4 exons. The coding region runs from base 1 to 2295 and encodes 764 amino acids. Lineage: Eukaryota; Fungi; Ascomycota; Dothideomycetes; Mycosphaerellales; Teratosphaeriaceae. The record is from RefSeq and is a predicted model, not a curated record.